UGGAGAGGAGGUGGAGGGUUUAGUGUCUCCGUUAUGGAUUUCUCUGUGAACCUGGUCCAGAUCUGCUGUUUGUUUCUUCUUCUGCUAGUCAGACUGAAGCCCUGCUCCGGAUCCGGGUCCGUGCUGCUCAACGCCUCGGUGGGACCCGGUUGGAUUUAUCACAUUGACCGGGAUUUAACUCCCGGUUCCGUCCUCCGCUUCAUCCACAUCCAGAGACGAACCGGGGUCGUUUUUCUCUCUGGAGUGCCCAGAUGCGGGUUCCGGAGGAGAAACUCUUUUCCGGUCUAUGUUCAGCUCCGAUCCCUGACUGAUCCACAGGAGUCCAUCGUGAUCCGCCUCCGGCUGCUCCUCCACAGCCGGGACUGUGUGAUCCGACCCGCGGGACAGUCCGUCAACUCAGCGGUAAGCGUUCACUUGACGCUCCGGUCCGGCACGGUGCCGCCAUGCGCCCUCACCGACCACCUGCGGAGCAAAGUUCAUCAUCACCUGCCGCAUUUCCUGCGCAGAAACCAACAUUUUCAGAUUUCCUGCGCAGCUAAAGGUAAGAAGAAAAGUUUCUCUGGUGGUUUUAGUCCUGAAUGUUUGACGUCUGAGCUGGAGGCGGUGUGCGCGUUGUGGGACGCUCGCAGCCACCGUACCUCCACGCUCGUGCUCCUGAAGCUCCGCCCCGCCGACCCACCUGCUGACGUAACUCCAGUGUUUGCUAAGCGCAGAAGACGUGCACCUGUGAACUCAGCGCCUCACUUCCAGCUGCCCAACUAUCAGGUCUCUGUACCCGAGAACGAGCCAGCGAGGACACGUGUCAUCACGCUGAAAGCUCUGGAUGGAGACCUCGGAGCCGCUGGCCAGGUGAGCUACCACAUGGAGGCUCUGUUCGACAGCCGGUCCAACGACUACUUCCAGAUCGACCCGUUCACCGGCGGCAUCUCCACCCUGCAGCCACUGGACCGGGAGGUCAAGGACACGCACGUCUUCAGGGUCGUUGCUACUGAUAACGGAGAGCCGAGGAAGUCAUCCACUGCGUACCUGACCGUCACUGUCAGUGACACAAACGACCAAGGGCCGGUGUUUGAGCAGACCGAGUACAGGAUCAGCAUCAGGGAGAACGUGGAGGCUGGGUUUGAGAUGCUGACCAUUAGGGCGUCAGAUGGAGACGCUCCGUCCAACGGCAACAUGAUCUACAGGAUAAUCAGCGAGGAGGACACCGCUCCCUUUGAGAUCCAUCCCAGGACCGGGGUGGUACGGGUGACAGAGCGUCCCGACAGGGAACGAGUAGCUCAGUACCGGUUGGAGGUGGAGGCCAGCGACCAAGGCAGAAAUCCAGGACCUCUCACCUCCACGGCCACCAUGUUCGUCAGUGUUGAGGAUGAGAACGAUAAUUAUCCACAGUUCAUCCAGAGACGCCACGUUGUCCAGAUGUUGGAGAGCGUGGCAGCGAACACCAGAGUGACUCAGGUGGAAGCCACAGACGAGGAUGAGGGCGACAACGGCAAAGUCCACUACAGCAUCAUCAGUGGCAACGUCAGGGGCCAGUUCUACAUCCACUCCCUGACCGGCGUCAUCUUCCUCAUCAGCCCUCUGGACCACGAGACUGUCAGGGAGUACAACCUGCGGGUCAAAGCUCAGGACGGCGGCCGCCCUCCUCUCAUUAACACCACCGGGCUCGUGGUCGUCAGGGUGGUAGAUGUGAAUGACAAUGCCCCCAUGUUCGUCAGCACGCCGUUCCAGGCCACCGUCCUGGAGAACAUGGUCAUUGGUCACUCUGUGAUUCACAUCCAGGCCAUCGACGCCGACUCUGGUAACAACUCUCACUUGGAGUAUCGGCUGACGGACGCAGCACCGGAUGUCCCCUUCACCAUCAACAAAAGCACUGGGUGGGUGACAGUCACCGGCGAGCUGGACAGGGAAACCACAGAGUUUUACAUGUUCGGGGUGGAAGCCGUGGAUCAUGGAGUUCCUGCCAUGUCGUCCUCCGCCUCUGUCAGCCUGACGGUCCUCGAUGUGAAUGAUAAUGUUCCCACGUACACUCAGGCGCUGUACAACAUUAAGAUCAACGAGGACGCGGCUGUGGGAACCAGCGUGCUGCUGCUGUCUGCUGUCGACCGCGAUGCCAACAGCAUCGUGAUCUACCAGAUCUCCAGUGGAAACACCAGGAACAGGUUCUCCAUCACCAGCCAGAGCGCUGGCGGUUUGAUCACCUUGGCGUUGCCGCUGGAUUACAAGCAGGAACGACAGUAUGUCCUGACGGUGACCGCGUCAGAUGGCACACUCCAGGACGCCGUGCAGGUUUAUGUCAACGUCACUGAUGCCAACACGCACCAGCCGGUGUUCCAGAGCACCAACUACCAGGUGAUGCUGAGCGAGGACCGGCCUGUUGGCUCCACCGUGGUCACCAUCAGUGCCACGGACGAAGACACGGGAGAGAACGCUCGCAUUAGUUACAUCAUGGAGGACAACGUGCCGCAGUUUAAAAUCCACCCGGGAACAGGCGCCAUCACUACACAGACUGAUGUGGACUACGAGGACCAGGCCUCCUACACCCUCGCCAUCAUCGCACACGACCACGGCAUCCCUCAGAAAUCAGACACCACGUACGUUGAGAUCAUAGUGCUGGACGCCAAUGAUAACGCUCCACAGUUCCAUCGGGACCUCUACCAGGGCUCUGUGUUCGAAGACGCUCCGGUUCACACCAGCGUGCUGCAGAUAUGCGCCUCCGACCGAGACUCUGGUGCUAACGGCAGAGUCAGCUACGCCUUCCACAGCAGUGAAGAUGGAGACUUCUUCAUCGAGCCGUACUCUGGCAUCAUUAGGACGGCGAGGAAACUGGACCGAGAGAACGUGGAGGUGUACCACCUCCGAGCGGUUGCUGUGGACAAAGGUGUCCCCCCUCUCAGAGCCACAGUGGACGUCCAGGUUUCUGUCCUGGACAUCAAUGAUAAUGCUCCUGUGUUUGAGGAAGACGAGAUGAACCUCUAUGUGACAGAGAACAGUCCUGUGGGCUCCGUCAUUGCUCGAAUCACCGCAACGGAUCCUGACGAGGGAACGAACGCUCAGAUCCUGUUUCAGAUUGUGGAAGGAAAUGUCCCCGAAGUCUUCCAGCUGGACAUCUUUAACGGGGACCUCAUCGCGCUUGCUGACUUGGAUUAUGAGUCAAAAUCCAAGUUUACCAUCAUCGUCCAGGCCACUUCGGCUCCAUUAGUGAGCCGUGCCGCCGUCCACAUCCACUUGCUGGAUGUCAACGACAACGUCCCUGUCCUGCAGGACUUUGAGAUCAUCUUCAACAACUACAUCACCAACCGGUCCGACACCUUUCCUGCUGGAGUGAUCGGGUCGGUGCCGGCCCGGGACCCAGAUGUGACUGAUAAACUGAGGUUCAGUUUUUUGGAGGGAAAUGAGCUGAACCUGCUGAUUCUGAACCAGGCCAGCGGAGAGCUGCAGCUCAGCAGGGACCUGGACAACAACAGACCUCUGGAGGCCUCCAUGAAGAUCCGAGUGAGCGAUGGCGUCCACCAGGUGACAGCUCUCUGCUUGCUACGCGUCUCCAUCGUCACCGACGACAUGUUGACCAACAGCGUCACCGUCCGAUUGGACAACAUGUCUCUGCAGCACUUCCUGUCCCCUCUGUUGUCUCUGUUUGUGGACGCUAUGGCUGCCGUCCUCUCCACCCGCCGAGACCACGUCUUCGUCUUCAGUAUCCAGAACGAUUCCCAGGUGGAGAGAAACGUCCUAAACUUGACGCUCUCCGCCAUGCAGCCGUCUGAGGACCAUGAUGCACUGGGAGGUGGCGUCUUGUCUUCUGAGACGCUGCAGGAGCAGAUCUACCUGAACCGGACUCUGCUGACGCUGCUGUCCAAUCAGAACGUGCUGCCGUUCGAUGAUAACGUCUGUCUGCGAGAGCCCUGCGAGAACUACAUGAAGUGUGUGUCGGCGCUGAGCUUUCACAGCACGGCAGCGUUCACGGCGUCCGACACGCUGCUGUUCAGGUCCAUCCAGCCGGCGGGGGGGCUGAGGUGCCGCUGCCCGCCGGGUUUCACCGGGGAAACCUGCAACAUGGAGGUCGACCAGUGCUACUCUUCCCCGUGUCUGAACGGAGGGACGUGUCACCGCACAGAGGGAGGAUUCAACUGUCAGUGUCCUCAGAGACUCAGUGGUGCACUGUGUCAAGUGGACUCUGGGUCUGGACGUUGUAUCUCAGGUGUGUGUAAGAAUGGCGGCAGGUGCGUCGACCUGCAGGUGGGCGGGUUCGUAUGUCAAUGUCCUGAUGGAGACUUUCAGACGGCGUACUGCGAAGAGACGAGUCGAAGCUUCCCGAGACGAUCCUUCAUCACCUACAGCGGCCUGAGACAGAGGUUCCGCUUCCACCUGUCCUUCAGGUUUGUGACCAGAGACAGGGACGCUCUGCUGCUGUAUAACGGGCGAUUCAAUCACAGACACGACUUCAUCGCUUUAGAGAUCGUCAGCGAACAGGUUCAGCUCAGCUUCUCUGCAGGUGAAAACCGGACCUCUGUGGAGACGUUUGUGGAGGGCGGAGUCAGUGAUGGAGAGUGGCACUCAGUUCACCUGCACUACUACAAUAAGCUGAGCAUCGGGCGUCUCGGCCCAUCUGGUGAGAAGGUGGCAGUGGUUGCCGUGGACGACUGUGACGUGGAGCUGGCGAUUCGUUUUGGCAGCCGGAUCAGAAACUAUUCAUGUGCAGCUCAGAGCGCUCAGACCGGCCCAAAGAAGUCGUUGGAUCUGACUGGACCUCUGCUUCUUGGCGGUGUUCCCGACCUGCCGGAGGAUUUACCAGUCAGGAGUCGAGACUUUGAGGGCUGCAUCAGAGACCUGAACAUCGACGGACGGCAGGUGGACAUGGCCCGGUUCAUCGCCAACAACGGCACCAACGCAGGGUGUUUGGUGAAGCAGGACUUCUGCAGCAGGACGUUCUGUCUGAAUGGAGGAGUCUGUGUGAACAGGUGGAGCUCUUACAGCUGUCAGUGUCCACUGGGCUUCGGAGGACAGAACUGUGAACACGUCAUGCCGUCCCCCCUGAAGUUUAACGGCAAGGCGUUGGUAUGGUGGGCGGAGCCAGAAGUGACCAUUAGCGUGCCGUGGUACCUGGGUCUGAUGUUCCGGACGAGACACAGAGCUGGAACCCUACUGAAGGCCGACGCUGGAGAAUCAUCCAGGAUCCAUCUGCUGCUCAGCAGCAGUCACCUGAGUUUCCAGGUGUUUGUGGGUGUAAAGCGAGUCGCUCUGCUGGACUUCCAUCAGACUCGAGUCGAUGACGGAGAGUGGCACCAUGUCCUGAUGGAGCUGAAGAGCAGCAAAGACGGAAAGGACGUCGAAUACAUGGCUGAGGUGUCUUUGGACUACGGCUUGUUUCAGCGGACGGUGGAGAUCGGUAACGAGCUGCCGGGUCUCAGACUGAAGAGUCUGUUUGUUGGAGGAUUGAUGAAGAAGAAUGGCUCGGUGGUGAACGGAUGGAGAGGCUGCAUCCAGGGUAUAAGGAUGGGUCAAACGUCCAUGAAGCUGGCUAAUGUUGACCUGCGGGGGGGCCAGAAGGUCGGAGUGGAGGACGGAUGUGACGUGGCUGACUCCUGCAGAGACGCCGUCUGUCCGCCGCACAGUCACUGUAAAGACCUCUGGAAAGGUCACGCCUGUAUCUGCCUGCCAGGAUUCUUUGGGAGAGACUGCGUGGACGCUUGUCUCUUAAACCCGUGCCAGAACAACUCCACCUGCGUCCACCAGCCGAGCUCCGCCCACGGAUACAGCUGUCACUGUGGAGACCGUUAUCAUGGAGACUACUGUCAGUACAGUGGUGAUUUCAGAUCAGACUUGCCGUGCGCUCGGGGCUGGUGGGGGGGUCCAGUCUGUGGUCCCUGUAACUGUGAUGUUUCUAAAGGAUUCGACAGAGACUGUAACAAGACUUCAGGAGAGUGCCGCUGUAAGGAGAAUUAUUUCCGUCCACACGGCGGAGACUUUUGCCUCCCCUGUGACUGUUUCCAGCUGGGCUCUGUGUCUCGGACCUGUGACACUCAGACCGGUCAGUGUCUCUGCAGGACAGGUGUGAUCGGACGUCAGUGCAACACCUGCGACAACCCGUACGCCGAGGUCACAUCCAGAGGCUGUGUGGUUGUGUAUGACGUCUGUCCGAGGGUGUUUGAAUCAGGACUCUGGUGGCCGAGGACCAAAUUUAAUCAACCUGCAGCUGUGAGGUGUCCCCGAGGCUCCACAGGUACUGCAGUACGUCACUGUGACGAGCAAAACGGCUGGCUUCGCCCCCUUCUCUUCAACUGCACUUCACUGAGCUUCAGACACCUGCACUACCAGGAGGAGGAGCUUCAGAGAAACGGGUCACGGUUAGAUGGUGAGAGGUCGCGGAGGAUAGCUGUGAUGCUGCGAGAAGCGACCAAUGAGAAGGCAACUCUUCACGGCGGUGACCUGCAGACGGCGUUCAGCCUGCUGAGUCUGUUGCUACAGUACGAGAGCCAACAACACGGCUUCAACAUGGCUGCCACACAGGACCGCCACUUCCACCAGAAUAUCGUUCAGGCCGGUAGCGUCCUUUUGGAGCGGAGCGGCGAGCUGCAGCAUCAGGUUCAAAGGUCAGAGGGCGGAGCUUCACGUCUGCUGACGAACUUUGAGCUUUAUGCCCAAACUCUGGCAGAGAACAUGAGAAAGACCUACCUGAAGCCCUUUAUCAUCCGAACGCCAAACAUCAUUUUCUCGGUGGACUUCCUGGACGGCAGCAGGAUGAAGCCCCGCCUCUCUGACAUCCAGACUGAACUUCCUGUUGACCUCCAGGCAGCCGUCGACGUCAUUUCACAUGAUGACUUUAAAACUGUGCCAGUUUCCAUGGAGACGCCAGCUGAACGGCCUGGUGAUGUGAGUCAGACUAUGUUGCCUCCGUCUGAUUCGUCCAUUAAAAAGAGGCGUCACACGGAAGCCUGGAGCUCGCCACUGGUUGCUGUGGUGAUCGUCUACAGAACUCUGGGAGAUCUGCUGCCCCAGAGCCCAAGAGCGGCGAGUCAGCCCGUCAUCAAAACACCUGUUGUCACCAUGGUAAUGUCCGGCGAAGGUGUGUCCUGGCCCCGCCCCAUCACCCUGCAUCUCCGCCUACUGGAGAGCGAGGGCCGAGCGAGGCCGCGAUGUGUCAUCUGGAGUCACUCAGCAGGGGUGAACGGGUCUUGUGGCUGGUCUUCUGCAGGUUGUGAUCUCAUCGGAAGGAAUGAAACUCACGUCACCUGUCGCUGCGUUCAGGCGUCCAGUGUUGCCGUGGUGAUGGAUGUCUCCAGGAGAGAGCUACCUCUGAAGCGCCUCACCUUCACCUCCCUCUCCUCCUCGCUGCUCCUCCUCCUCAUCACCUUCGUCCUCCUCCUCGGCCUCACUGACCUGCAAUCCAACCUGCACAACAUCCACCUGAACCAGGUGACCUCCGUCUUCCUGUCACAGCUUGUCUUCCUGCUGUCCAUCGACCGAACACAGAACCAGUCCGUGUGCAAGCUGGCAGCCAUCUUGCUGCAUUACUGCUGCAUGUGUUCGUUCUGCUGGAUGCUGGUGGAGGAGCUGCACGUCUACCGCAUGUUGACCGAGACCCGCAACAUCAACCACCGCCACAUGACCUUCUACUACGCUAUUGGCUGGGGCAUCCCUGCUGCCAUCACAGGUCUCUCUGUGGGUCUGGAUCCUGGUGGUUUUGGGAGCUCAGAGUUCUGCUGGCUGUCUGUUCAGGACUCUGUACUGUGGACCGUCGCUGGACCCGUCUCUGCUGUCCUCACGGUUACCAUGGUUAUGUUUGUCCUGGCUGUCAAACAGUCCGUAGGAAAGAAACAGCUGAUCGCUGAGACGGCUGCUCUCAGCUCCUCUCUGAGGUCGGCCAUCUUGUUGGUGUUGCUCCUCAGCGCCUCCUGGUUGUCUGGUCUGAUGGCGGUCAACAGUGAUGUCAUUUCCUUCCACUACCUGUUCUCCGCCUUGAGCUGCCUGCAGGGCGUCUGCUUCUUUUUCUCCUACUGUGUGUUCAACAGAGAGCUGAGGAGGAACCUGAAGGAGCUUUUCAUCAGGAAGAAGUCCGGCAGAGAGCUCAGGAACAACCAUGCUGCCGCCCUGACUCGCUCUCUGAACAGGAAGCAGUCGUUCCCUGGGGAUGAAGGUCUUUAUCGAACCGCCAUCGGAGAGUCAAUGGCAUCUCUGAACAGGAACCACUCAGGACUGAAUUGCCCCCCCUCUUCUGGCUCCAUCAGGAAGUGUUUCCACGAUAACAACAACUCCCUUAUCUUAACCCGGAAACAGUUCAGAAAAGAGUCUUGCAGCUCAGACAGCAGCUCUGACGCGUCACUACACUCGUCUGACGGCGAGGACGAACAUCUGAGGAACAACCAGAGACAAGAAGAGAAGGACAGCACCACACAGCAGGGUCAAACUCUGUCCAAUCACGUGAGGCCUUACUGGCAGGUAGAGCCCCCCACAGCCGCUGACAGCGAGCGGCUCAGUGAGGGAGGAGGUGUAGUUGGGGAGGUGAAUCAACUGAACAACCAAUCAGUUGCUGAGAAUGAAGCCCUGCCCACCACACCUGACGGCAGCCAGCAGCCAAUGAGAAGACGAGGGAUCUUAAAGAUGAGGACUCCUCCUUCCCCCACAUUGGCAAACAGGAAGUACCUCCUCAGUGAAUCCCCGUCCCCUGGCUGCCCUGCCGCCUACUCUCCAUCCAAUCUCAGCCUGCGUCAGGUUGCCGGGGGAAACAGAGUCCUCGUUAAAGUCAUCCCACCAUCUACACUGCUGCAGACACGCCCACCCCUGUCACCACGCCAACAGUACAGUGGCGUCACCAAGAUGACCAGGACAAGGCUGGCGAUUGUGGGUGGGACCGAAGACGAACACGAAUCCGAUUGCAGCGAUGAAACUUCGGUCUGAAGAUGAACCUGAAGCUGCUGAAACAGGAAAUAGUGAAGAAGACGAUCAUGUCACUUUGUUUGGUAAAAGCUGGAGGUCAAAGGUCAAGCUCCAUCACUCCAACAUGGGAAGUGAGUUCUCACGGACCUCUACAGAGCAGCUCCAGACUCCACUUGGAGGUUUACCUGCUGGAGGUGGAAGGCUGCGUGAUCACUUUAAAUGACCUUAAAUCUACGAUCAUGUGAUUGGCUGAAGCAGAAGGAGCCCUCUGAUUGGCUUCAGAUAAUUUCCUGUUGGGCAGUCUCAGUUCACACACACGACGAGCAGUUUGUUAAUGCAGAUAUCACAGUUGGUGUGUAAAUUUAACAACAUCCAAAUAUCUGACGUAUUUAAAGCCAGGUCUGUUCUGUGAUGCAUCAAACGUUCAGGGAAGUCGAUCUGUAAAGUUUUGUAACAGAUUGUUGAUGCAGAUGUGGUUUAUUUUUGAUAUUUGUAUGAAUCAGACAACUGAUGUUUGUUUUUUUAAAUAUGUGUUUGGAUUAUAAAAUAAAAGUUUUUGAUUAUAUCAUUA
Molecule: messenger RNA, 9442 nt
Organism: Micropterus dolomieu (smallmouth bass)
Lineage: Eukaryota; Metazoa; Chordata; Actinopteri; Centrarchiformes; Centrarchidae
Product: cadherin EGF LAG seven-pass G-type receptor 1-like
Exons: 34
Coding region: 34-8892 (2952 amino acids)
Biological process (GO): homophilic cell-cell adhesion; G protein-coupled receptor signaling pathway; cell surface receptor signaling pathway
Cellular component (GO): plasma membrane
Molecular function (GO): G protein-coupled receptor activity; calcium ion binding
Source: RefSeq, a predicted model, not a curated record